Molecule: messenger RNA, 1850 nt
Organism: Papaver somniferum (opium poppy)
Lineage: Eukaryota; Viridiplantae; Streptophyta; Magnoliopsida; Ranunculales; Papaveraceae
Exons: 2
Coding region: 337-1332 (331 amino acids)
Source: RefSeq, a predicted model, not a curated record
GGGAAUCCUAACCCGGUCUAAGAGGAAGCUGGAGAUGGAUGAUGUUCCCAUUGCGUAUAUGGAGGAGAAGAAGAAGGGAAAUGGGGGGAAGAGGAAGCUGGAGAUGGAUGAUGUUCCAAUUACUUCUAUGGAGGAGCAGAUGAAGAAGAAGAAAGAAAACCUAACUCUGGGGAAGAGGAAGAUUGAGAUGGAUGACGGUCCAAUUGCUUAUAACAAGAGAUGGAAAUUGACUGCUCAUAGAACCGCAACAACUGAAUCUCCUCAUCAGAAACUUCCUCAUGAGUUAGUACUGGAAUUAUACAGGAAAAGAAGAAGAAGAAGGUGAUUUUGUCAAGGAUGAGUUUUUCUAGAUCAGCUAUAUAUGUUGGUGGAGCUCUUUACUGGAGGGUGCUUACUAGAGAUCAUGGGUUUGGUGAUAACGAAGAAGAGGAUCAGGAGACGGAAAUGCUGCUAUGUUUUGGCAUUCACAAUGAACAGUUUCAACUCAUUUCUCUUCCUCUUGAAUGUAAAUUAAAGAUCAAGACGGGGACAACAACGAUAACUACUGAGCAGGAGCAACAGUUAAUUGAUCAUCGUCUUUUGGAAUUUGAAGUAUCUCCCUGUAUAGCACGUCUACAGACUGGUGAGCAGCAGCAACGAAGGAAUAAUGACAAUUGUUGUUGUAAGGUUCAUUUGUAUGUAUUGAAGGACAGAGUCAAGUCAGAAUGGAGCACAGAGAUUUUUGAUGUUUGUGAUAAUACUAGUAUGAUUCAAGAUAUGUCUAAUCCUCCUCCCUGCAUCAUAGCAACAGCUACUUCUUCUACGGCUGCGACCACCACCACCGUCACAACUACUACUACAGUUGCAGCUGCAGCUGCUACUACAACUACUAGUACUACUACUCAUGCUCCUCAGCCAAUAACACAGAUAAUGUGUGCAGCUGAUAGAGUUAUCUUGUACUGGUUUGAUAACGUAUGUGUUCAGUUCUACGAUUUGAGGAAAAAACGUCUCAAGAUGGUGAAGUAUACGCCCGCCGAUCCCACAAAAGAUGUUGAGUUGUUUAGCUGCAAGGUACGGGGCCAGAUCUUCCCUUAUGAUGUUGUUGAUGUUGAUAAACUUAUUUAUUGUAGAUGGGAUCAUAUCGACUAUAAGCUCCAUAUUUAUGUAGAGAACUCUCUCCCUCUUAAGACCUUCAUACCAAAAGAAUGUACUAUCUUACGGGAUUACACGAACUGGUUAACUGAAAACAAGGAUAUAGAGGAUGGACUAGGUUAUGUAUAUACGGAUGGAAAAAAUAGAACGCCAGAAUUUCUUUGUUUUUGCAAUAGAUUAUCUAAGGAAGGGUCUCGAUAAAAACUCAUCUUCAUUUUUCUCCAAUGAAAGACGGAGUGUAUCUCUUUCUUUCUUCAGAUUCAGCCGCUGGGGGGAGAAAUGAAUUUUUCUUCUUGUUGAUGAUGCCUUACUACUCUGAACAGGUAAGCUUUUCUAUUCUCUGCCGUAUAAAAAGGGUGGUUGAAGAUUUGCAAGGCCUUAUCUAGUAGUAGAUGAGUAAUGUCCGUGGGUGGUAUACCUGUGGCUGAGUCGGAAAUUCAGCCUGCAUCAGGGAUCAAAAAGAUUAUCAAGCCAUUAUCAGUUAUCAUGGAUCCGUUCUUAGGAAAGAAGAUUUGAUAUUUCCUUGGCAAACAAAGUUGCUCGGCUGGUGGUUGUCUACCUCCCGUUCUUCAUGUAUUCUGACCUCUUUAUCUUCUUUGCUGAUAGAGGUCUAUUUCUUAGUUUUCUUUGUUGCUUCUUAUUCAGCUGUUUGUGUUGUCUGCGAAAACUUUUUGUUUUGCAAGGGUGACCUUAACUUGGUAGUGAUAAGUCUGAUUCUA